AAUUUACAAGACUCUAUUUUAAAAGACUAGGCAUUAGAGUCUACAUCUAACUAGACUAGCACUAGACUUAGAUCUAGAUCUGGUCUAGAUAAUAUGACUAUUAUUUAUAGUUCUAGAGUUUUAUCUAAAAGGCCUAUAUCUAUAAUCUAUAUCUAAAUAAAACAUUUAGACCUCUAAAUAGAAUCAUGUUAUCUUCGCUGUUUUAAUAUUAUAUUUAAUUAGAUUAUUAGUUAUUUAGGUUUAUUUAACUUAAAGAAAGUUUAUCUGAAUAUCUCAGACGUCUCACUCAGUAUCUUUCAUUCAAACUUUGACUUCAACUUCCUCAGUCAAGGCAGUCAAGCAAGAGUCAAGUUACUGUUUUAGUCAUACUAAUAAAUACUAGUCUAUCUAGAUCUAUACUCUUACAGUCAUAGUAUCAUUUAUAGAAUAAUAAUCUAGAUAUAUAAAUAAUCUAAUAGACUCUAGUACUCUGGACUCAUGCACUCAACUGACAUCAAUCAUCAUCAUCAUGCUCAUUAAGUUAACUGGAAAGACCUAACUUUUAUUUUUAAACUAAAAUAGUACAGUCAGUAGAUUUUUACUUUACCUCAAGCCCUGUAGUGGCUGUAGAGUGUAGACUAGAACUUGACUAACUUGAGUCUAGACUUAAGACUAGAAUACUAGAUUCUAUAUUUAGAUAUUAGAGUAAAGUCAAAGAUGCCAGACAUUGAAUUACAGCACAUUGUUUCUUGUAGCAGUGCAGACAAAAAUAAUCCUGCUGAGAACUUAUUGAAACCUGAUGGAAGCUAUAAAUGGAAGAGCACUACAGCAGGAGAAAAAAGUAUUUCAUGCAUAAUACAGCUCAGCAAAUCGUCUCAGAUACAUUCUAUUGAUAUUGGCAAUGAAGGUUCAGCUUUUGUUGAAAUUUUGGUUGGGAAAGCCACUGCUACAGAUGAUAAGGACUUUGAAGUAUUACUUGUAGCAUCAUCAUUUAUGAGUCCGCUGGAAAGCCGAAAUGAAACUAAUAAAACAUCUGUCAGAAUGUUUGGACCAGAUGAUCUGAACAAACAAACUGCCAACCAGUCUUGGGACAGAAUUAAAAUUGUUUGCUCACAGCCUUUCUCCAAGUUAUUCCAGUAUGGACUUUCAUUUAUAAAAUUUCGCUCACUGCCUUUAAAGGAAAAUGAAGAACCAAAAGUGAAGAAACUUGGUGCAUUCACAAUCAAUGAAGAUGAUGAUUCUGAUGACAUUCACAUUGGCUCAAUAUUUGCCAACAGACUCAACAAAACACUUCCACUAACUCCUAAAGCAGGGGCAGCUAUAAGACUGGCCAGCAAACAUCCAGAAGACUUGAUUAAGACAUCACUAGAUGAAGUGGGAAAGAAGAGACCAGCAGAAUCUCCACCAUUAACUACUCCGCUAGCUAAAACGCCAAAACAAGAAAAUAUUAAACCAAAAGAUGACAGUGAUAAAGAAGCUCAACCAGUAACACUUAAAAGACAGUCCACAAGUUUGAGUUCUGUGGCCAGCUCUACAUCCGUUUCCAGUUCAGAAAAGACAACAUUGAAAAGAACAAAUACUGAACCCAACAAAGCUUCAUCUUCUAAAACCUUUAGAAAAAUUAUGGAAAGUGUUGUAUUUGUGCUAAGUGGCUUUGAGAAUCCAGGUAGAGGUCAGCUGCGAGACAUGGCAUUAGAAAUGGGAGCCAAGUAUAGGCCAGACUGGGGCAAGGGAUGCACACAUCUUGUAUGUGCUUUUCCAAACACUCCCAAAUACCAACAAGUUGCAGGAAAAGGCAAGAUAGUGACUAAAGCUUGGAUAAAGGACUGCUACAAUCAGAAAAAAUUAUUACCAUGGCGGGGUUAUCGUUUAGGAAAAGCACCAUCCCCCCCUACAAGCAGCGAUGAAGAAGAUGAACCUCCUGUAGCAGUUCAUAAACCAAGUACUACAACCAGCAAAGAAACUUUAAAGAAAGAUAUUCAAAAAGAUAAUUCUUCACCUAAAAACUCUGAUUCUGAAUCUGAAAGUGAUAAAGUAAAAAAAAAUUCAAAAGUUACAGAAAAAAAAGAUAAAUCACCAGCUGAGAUGAAAAAAACAAUAACUUCUAGUGCAAUUAAAGAGGAUGAUCCGUUUGCUAGAUCAACUGAUGAAGAAGAUGAUGGAGAUGAAAGUACACAAAAUAAUUCUACUGCACAUAACAUUGAUGACAAUAUUGACUCAGGACUGCCAGAUUUACCAGAUUUUUUUACUGACAAAGUAUUUUUCUUCUAUGGAGAAAUGGAAGCUGCAGAGAAAAGACUAUUAACAAGAUACAUAGCUGCCUACAAUGGUGAAGUCUCACACUAUAUCUCCAAAGCUGUCAAUUUUGUGGUCACUUCAAAACAAUGGGAUUCAAACUUUGACCAAGCCAUGUCAGAAAAUCCCAGUCUUAUCUUUGUGAAACCCAAGUGGAUCUAUGCAUGCCAUGAAAAAAACAAGCUCAUGCCAUAUCAGCAUCAUGUCAUUAUUCCCUGACACUUGCUCUACUCCCAAUGUAGAUUGUGGUGUAGUUAUGUCCCUCGUUGCAAUGUAAAUAAUUUCAUGUUUUUAUCUUCUUUUUAGAUAAAUAAACAAUGGUUUAAAAAAAUGA
Biomphalaria glabrata is the source of this 2608-nucleotide messenger RNA. RefSeq names its product DNA repair protein XRCC1-like. The record is from RefSeq and is a predicted model, not a curated record. Gene Ontology annotation, molecular function: damaged DNA binding. Gene Ontology annotation, cellular component: nucleus. Bases 697 to 2493 code for a protein of 598 amino acids. The transcript has 15 exons. Gene Ontology annotation, biological process: double-strand break repair via nonhomologous end joining; base-excision repair; single strand break repair. Lineage: Eukaryota; Metazoa; Mollusca; Gastropoda; Planorbidae.